This is a messenger RNA of Emiliania huxleyi CCMP1516, 1328 nucleotides long. RefSeq lists its product as hypothetical. Bases 65 to 1321 code for a protein of 418 amino acids. Lineage: Eukaryota; Haptophyta; Isochrysidales; Noelaerhabdaceae. The record is from RefSeq and is a predicted model, not a curated record. The transcript has a single exon.
UUGACGCCGACCCAAGCACUCUCAACAACGAGUGGUGUGGUGGCGAGCCACCACGGCAGGAGAGAUGGCCCAAACGCCCGUAACGCCGAGGCGCCGGGUCAGCGCUCCUCCAUCGCUCGCAUCUCGUGAGUCUAGACACGAAGACACUUCAUGCCGGCUCUGCACUCUGGAGCGGCGCUCUGGUGUUCGCGAGUGCCACUUCUGCCGCCAGACUGCGACCGCCGACUCGCUCGGGCUGCCAGACUCCCACUGGCGCCGCGCCAUCUUCUCGCGCGACGCGUUUGCAGACAAUGCCUCGGGCCUCUCUGACGAGGGCGUCUCGGCGGCUAUGAACGAGUCCUUCCGAGUAGCGACGUGCUCUGUGAAGAAUCUCGACGCGUUUCGCGACGCAAUGAUCUCGAUGCCUGACGCUCUUCGCCAGAGUCAGGCCGCCAAGGACGUCUUCACUCGGGAAGUGCCGCAGAAUCUCAGUCUUCUCCCGACCGACAACGGCCUGCUGCUCCUCUCCCACUACGUUGAAGAGACUCCGCACGUCGGAGUGUUCAAGGCGGCCUGCGACCACCUCGCGCCCUUACUCGCCAAGGGCCCUUUGGUGCACGGCGGUGGCGUCUGCCGCUGGGCUUCGGGCCUGAAUCCCGCCGGGGCCGGCUGCCCUUUUGCUGCUGUGUGGACUCUGUCGCUGGGCGCCGCCGGGUUUCCUGGUCUGGCGGGACUCAAAGUGGAGGACGAGCGCGAUGCGACGGAGGCCGCUGUCUACGCGCUGGCCAACUCGGUGCUGCUGCCGACGGGCGUGCUCGGCGUGCGGCUGAUCCGGGACGGCGAUAUUUUGAUGGCAAUUGUCGGCACGUCCAAUAUGGCGGCGGCGGCCACGCCGUUCUUGCCUCUCCACGUCCCCGGGGCGGCUGCCCCGCGACUCAUCGGCAAGGGGCCCAUCGUGUGGCGCCGGCACGUGCCGCACGCAGCGGCGCGGCGGUCCUUCGCCCGGGGCGACAGCACCCACUUUAGCCUCUCGCUGGCGCCAGCAAAGCUAGACCACCACCGAGUGCAGCAACACGACGGCGACGGCGACGGCGACGGCGACGACGACGAGCAGGCAUCGCGCACGCGAACCGCUCCGCCAUCCCCGUCGUUGUCGCGCCUCGCGCCACUGGAGGAGACCAGCACUAGGGCGAGCAGCGGGCGGGUGGAGGGAGCCUCGCGCGCGACAGGUAGCGACGCGCGGGAGACGGAUCGGUCGCCGCCGCAGCUCUGGACGAUGGGGCUGCUCGCCGGCUCCGCGGUGUUGCUGGGGCUCGUGCGGGCGGGCGUCGUAAGGGGCUGAAAGAAAG